CUCGGGCGACAGCAUCGGAAACACGUGACCAGAGGGAACGUGAGGGAGGGAGUUAAUCACGUGACAUAUCAGCUGACUGCGGGGAGGUCAUGUGACUUAAAGGCGCUUCUGACCGAGGAUUAUGGAGGACAAUCUUUUUGAGCCCCUUCUCCCCUCGUCGGGACCCUCUGAGCUGCGGCAGAGUCAGUAUCUGAGCAAUGUCCAGAACAGGAACCUGUACUUGGCCACGUUUGGCGCGGUGUUGGGGCCCCUGAGCUUUGGCUUUGUCCUAGGAUUCAGCUCUCCGGCCAUCUCAGAUUUGAAGAAUGCUGAGGAUCCAAACCUGAGGUUGGACAAGGAGACGGCAUCGUGGUUUGGGUCUAUAGUGACCAUUGGAGCUGCCGCUGGCGGUAUACUUGGCGGGUGGAUGGUGGACCGCAUCGGCCGGAAGCUCAGCCUCAUGCUCUGCGCUUUUCCUUUUGUCUUUGGGUUUGUUCUGAUCAUAUCAGCACAGAAUGUGUGGAUGAUGCUGGGCGGGCGAGUGUUGACCGGUUUGGCCAGUGGAGUCACCUCUUUGGUGGUCCCAGUGUAUAUCUCCGAGACGUCCCACUCCAGGGUCCGGGGUGCAUUGGGGUCAUGCGUCCAGCUGAUGGUGGUCACGGGGAUCCUGGGAGCUUAUAUUGCAGGAAUGUUGAUGGGAUGGCGCUGGCUGGCGGUGCUCUGCUCCAUCCCCCCUGUCCUCAUGCUUAUGUAUAUGUGCCUCAUGCCUGAGACCCCCCGAUACCUCAUCAACAAGAAGAGACAGACAGAGGCCAUGGCCGCCCUCCGCUUCCUGCGAGGACCAAACGUGGACCAUCAGUGGGAGUAUCUGCAGAUUGAAGCCAGCGGGGGGCAGCAGGAGGACAGUCUGAAGAUGGCCGAUUUCUGGAAGCCGUCCAUGUACAAGCCUUUCAUCAUCGGCGUCCUACUCAUGUUCUUCCAGCAGGCCUCUGGCAUUAAUGCCAUUAUGUUCUAUGCAGAUAUGAUUUUUGAAGAAGCUAAUUUUGAGAACAGCAGUUUGGCUUCGGUCAUUGUGGCGCUGGUGCAGGUGGUGUUUACAGCCGUGGCUGCGCUCAUCAUGGACCGGGCCGGAAGGAAGCUCUUACUGCUUGUGUCAGGAGUCGUCAUGGCGGUCAGCACAGGCUUAUUUGGGGUGUAUUUCAGAAUCAGUGUGGUGAACAUGAACAACUCGUCCGGCCUGAUGAGCCCUGAGGGCAUGGUGGAGGGCCCUACAGAUCCGCUGGCAUGGUUGGCUUUGCUUAGCAUGGGUCUGUUCAUUGCUGGGUUUGCCAUUGGCUGGGGCCCCAUUCCCUGGCUCCUCAUGUCAGAGAUCUUCCCUCUUCGUGCCCGCGGAGUGGCCAGCGGAGUGUGCGUUGUCACCAACUGGGGCUGCGCCUUCCUGGUCACAAAGGUUUUCCACCAGCUGCUGGACCUUCUCACCUCCUAUGGGACCUUCUGGUUGUUUGCUGCUUUCUGUGGACUUAAUGUCCUUUUCACCGUCCUCUGUGUCCCUGAGACAAAAGGGAAGACUCUGGAGCAGAUCGAAUCUUAUUUCCAACAAAGUCCAGAGCAAGAAAGACUCUGCAGCACCAUCCAGUAAAGCCGCUGCUAGCGCCCAGUGACCCCACCCUCUGGUGAACAGGACUGGCGACGGGGCGGUGCAGUCACUGCUGCCAAGGCUGUGGAAUGGGUAGGGCAUGAGGGGGCACAGCAUGGCAUUGGAUACAGGUAUGUCCCACCCCCUCUUGCUGAGACCUGUGAGGGGGUGGGGCUCAGUCAGGCCCCUCCCACAUGUAUUUAAUGGGAAUAUUAGUAUUCAGGUGAAUUAUAUGUUCAUUCAUCCAAUUCUGGUGUCAGGUGCCUGUGGUCAUAAGGUGACACUCCGUCUAGAAGGUAAUUGUGAAUUCUAGAGUCAUUCUAGAACACCACUGUGGGGUGGGAUGCCGAGCAAUUCUAGAACAGCAUUGUGGGGUGGGAUGCCGAGCAAUUCUAGAACAGCAUUGUGGGGUGGGAUGCCGAGCAAUUCUAGAACAGCAUUGUGGGGUGGGAUGCCGAGCAAUUGUAGAACGGCACUGUGCGGUGGGAUGCCGAGCAAUUGUAGAACGGCACUGUGCGGUGGGAUGCCGAGCAAUUGUAGAACGGCACUGUGCGGUGGGAUGCCGAGCAAUUGUAGAACGGCACUGUGCGGUGGGAUGCCGAGCAAUUGUAGAACGGCACUGUGCGGUGGGAUGCCGAGCAAUUGUAGAACAGCACUGUGCGGUGGGAUGCCGAGCAAUUCUAGAACAGCACUGUGGGCCCCCCGAGCCUCAGAUCACACCCCUAGCCACAAAUCGGACCCCUUCAGCCUCAGACCCUCCCCACCUUCCAUUAGCCUCAGAUCAGACAUUUCAAAUAAAUAAAUACACUUACCUCUCCAGCUCCGGAUGGCGCUGCCUCUUGGCAGAUUCACUUUCCCUCCCUGGUCGUCUUCCUGCCACGCUGUACUGUGACCUGAGCGCGCGUCUAUCUGCACUACAUCCUGGCGUUGUACGUGUCAGGACACACGUUGGGGCCGGAAGGUGAGUGCAGCCAGUGCAGCGCUGUUCUCAUCUUCCUGUGCCUCCCGCAUGCUAAUGACCGCUUCCAUAAUGGAGGGGUCAUUAGCAUUUUCACUAUGUGCUCUGGUCGGGGGCCACAUGAAAUGAUCCCGGAGGUUCCCCACCCCUGUUCUAGAACAUGACGGCAUGCUCCUGCUAUGUUCUGGUUGAGUUUGGUGGUGUGCGGCUAUUUUGCAGUGGUUCUAGAUCAGUUCCGGGUUCUCUUUAUGUAAAUAAACAGGUUCUUAAAGUUUAUAAUUCCUUUUUUAUUUUUUAACUUUGUGUUUGAUAGAAAUCUCUAGAAAUCUACAACAGGCGUCGUCUACACAGUAAGGAAUAUAAAAUGUAGGAUAUUCGUGUAUUACAGUGCAGCCGCUCUCUGCCAUGUUUCUUUCAGAUUAAA
Messenger RNA from Bufo bufo (common toad), 2997 nucleotides. RefSeq names its product solute carrier family 2 member 8 (gene SLC2A8). NCBI's taxonomy places the organism in Eukaryota, Metazoa, Chordata, Amphibia, Anura, Bufonidae. Gene Ontology annotation, biological process: transmembrane transport. Gene Ontology annotation, cellular component: membrane. The transcript is spliced from 11 exons. The record is from RefSeq and is a predicted model, not a curated record. The coding region runs from base 122 to 1618 and encodes 498 amino acids. Gene Ontology annotation, molecular function: transmembrane transporter activity.